Messenger RNA from Fusarium sp. VM40, 1392 nucleotides. NCBI's taxonomy places the organism in Eukaryota, Fungi, Ascomycota, Sordariomycetes, Hypocreales, Nectriaceae. The record is from the annotation of a GenBank genome assembly.
AUGCCUUCACACAAGAAUCCAAAAAGUCACUGUUGGCUUCCUUCACGCGCAAAGAAAGACUCACCAUUCGAAAUCCACCUCGAUGCACAUUCUGAGACAAAAGUUUAUACCUCAGGCUCAACAAUUUCCGGCUUCGUAACUAUAACAGCCCAGACUCAAAUCCCUUUCCAAGAUGUGCAGGUUGAUUUGAUAGGCAAGACUACAACCUGUGGCCAUGCAUUCCAGUAUGGCACACCUUUUGUUACCCAUAUUUUUAUGCAGCUACAAAUGCCGAUCUCGGCAUCGACUCUACCACUUAGUCGGACACUUGAAGUCGGAAGAUCUUAUAACAUUCCGUUUGUCUUUGUCGUCCCUGAUCAGCUAUCUCCUGCGGUAUGUGGUCAUGAGAAUACGGCAGUAUGGGAGCGACAUCUACGACCACCACCGAGUAUCGGAGUAUGGGGCUGUGAUGAUCUCACGGGCGGUUCCGCACAGGUUAAUUACAUGAUCAGGGCGCGGCUCAUACUAGGGAAGGAUAAACGGGGAAAUGCUCAAUAUCUCGAUGAGAAUUAUCCUAUCAUGGUUUUUCCAAUAUUCCCCGAACAACCGCCACUGCAUAUCAACACCAGCGACUCAGAAUACUGCUUAGUCAAGACCAAGACGAUCAAGACAAUAACAAGAACUAAGAUGGGAGUCAUAAGAGCUUCAGCUACGCAGCCAAGACCGAUUGUGAUCUGCCUAGACGACUUAGGGACAUCUCAUUCUCAGAUACCUAUUGACCUUGAAUACAUCCCUGGGUCACCUGGCGGAACCUGCCCUGGAAUACGGAUCAAAUCAGCCACCAUCGAGACAUUUACCAGUUUCCGGCUCGGUCAGGCUGGGCAUCUGCCUGACCACCAGCAACGACCAUCAAACACAGCCUCUCCAAUAGCACCGUGGUCAACUUCACAUCGCUUAGUCCUCGAUUGUACAAAUCAGGUGACGUGGGAAAGGAAACAGCCCUUCUGCUCAGUAGAGAAUUCACAAAUACGUGCUCCAGAGUCGACUCGAAGUACUCGAGAACACGUCACCGAGACGUCGAAAUGUUCAAGUUCGAGUUUUGUCAGUCAGCAAUUUGUUCCGUCCAAGAUUGAAUCGUACAAAACUAGACUUAUCCAGUCUUUUAAGCUUCCCACCGAGAAACUGUUCUUCCUCCCGACAUUUUACUCGUGUCUACUGAGCCGAACAUACCGGAUUCGACUCACCCUGGCCGUGACCAUUGGCACUUACGGCACGACGGUUUCCCUAGUUCUGCCACUGCAAGUAGCAGUUAACAGAGUUGAUGCCGCGAAAGAUACAGAAUUACCCUGCUAUACGCAAGAUGAAAGACAGCCCGAACAAGCUGAUGGUGUACCUCCACCAUACUAUAGUUAG